CCCCGAAGCUUUUCAUCCGCCGGAACAAUCAGACUAGCGGGAGUUUCAUAACAGACCGACAUCCUUCCUACAACAAGAGAUUACGAAGCUGCGGUCAUCUCCCGUUCUGAGAUUGCCUUUCUCCACCUCUUAAUCUCUCAACCUAUGGAAACUCAUUUCCUAGCUAAAGUUUUCUCGAUUGUUCCCCAAAACUGAAUCGCAUUAGCGCCGCUAUUAAACUCGCGUGCUUCAGACUGCAGACUUCUUGCUUUCCUUUUCUUUUAAAAAUUUUCUGAACCUCUAAAAUAUUGUACGAAUACGAAAAUAGAUUUUACUUCCGAAAUCUAUUAGUUCAACUCCGAAAUCGCACUUCUGUGCGCGACAGGCCGCCAUUUUCCUUUCAUCAGAUUACGUCAGAUCGCUUCGUAGCAACUCUAUGUAAGGAAUUAAUUACGAUCCGGUCGCGGUGAGUUUUCCAACCGAUUCCCGAUUAUUUCGAGGAAUCGUUUCGUCACUGUCUCGCAACCCGAUUACGUAAGACGCGGCAAUGAAACGAACCGCUACGCAAUUUUGCAACCACCGUCAGGGGUGUAAUCUUCUUCUCUCGUAUCCUUUCGAAACUUUCGAGUAUAAAAACAAAUGUAUGCGGGUGUACUUAGUAUAAUCUUGCUAAGAACUUGGAACUCCUCGCUUCGUUAUGAGAUAUUACUUGCUGAUUGUGGUCGCCCUCGUCUGCGAGGGAGCGAGGGUGCCUCGAAUCACGGACUCGUAUCCUGGCUUCCAAGGCUUCCAUGGACAAGGUCCUUAUCAACAGGGACACAAUUAUCCUGCGGGACCGUUUUCCGGGGGAUUUAGACCUCAUGGACACUUGGAUGUAGGAAACGAUUACUAUGGCGGACAGCAUUCCAUCGGCGGUCACUCUGGAGACCAUUUUUCAGGAGUUCCGUUCAACGUUGGAAGCCACGGAGGAUUCAAUUCACCGCGGAACUACGAACGCUUCAACCAUGCACCCGAUUACGAUUAUCAUCUGUAGGAAUCUUGUUGAAUGAGAGUUGCGUGCAAGGAUUCUUCACGGAUAACGACGAUGAUCGAGCUAGCAAUUCCUUUAUUUCUCCUUACUCCUUUAUAUUCAAUAUAGAUAAUAUGUAAUAUAGAUUAAUAUAAUAAUUUGUGUAAAUAACAUUGUUAGAAUGAAAACAACGACGUGGUGAUCAUUAAUGCUAGGCUCUCCAUUUUGCUCGGUUCUUAUGUACAACGGUAUCUUUGGCUCUCGACGCUACUUUUGGACCAUUCUCGAGAGUACUCGAAGAAGGAAGAAACGAGUACUCGCUCGAACACGCGACUCAGCCCGUGACAAUCUAAUCGACACGCAACUAUUGACUGUUUCCGACCAUAGAAGCAUCGUUUUUUUUUUCGCAGCGAAGGAAUCGGCGACGGUAAAUUCCAUUUGGCGUUAGGCAUGAAACACAC
This is a messenger RNA of Megachile rotundata (alfalfa leafcutting bee), 1449 nucleotides long. RefSeq lists its product as uncharacterized. The record is from RefSeq and is a predicted model, not a curated record. NCBI's taxonomy places the organism in Eukaryota, Metazoa, Arthropoda, Insecta, Hymenoptera, Megachilidae.